Molecule: messenger RNA, 12533 nt
Organism: Phodopus roborovskii (desert hamster)
Lineage: Eukaryota; Metazoa; Chordata; Mammalia; Rodentia; Cricetidae
Gene: Vcan
Product: versican
Exons: 15
Coding region: 525-10556 (3343 amino acids)
Biological process (GO): cell adhesion
Molecular function (GO): calcium ion binding; hyaluronic acid binding
Source: RefSeq, a predicted model, not a curated record
AACCGCUGAGAGGUGGGAGUGCCAGGCGAGGGAGGCAGGCGGUCCCCUCGGAGGGCGCUGGGAGCUCCUUUCCGCCCCUCCGCCUGUUUCCAAGCCUGGGCUCUUUGGAGUGGCUGAAGCUGCGAAGCGCUUCUAGAGCCUGUGAAUGAACCCUCCUCCUCUCCCUCCUCCUUCUCCCUGAGUCUCCUCCUCGGCGCUGACGGUACAGUGAUAUAAUGACGAUGGGUGUCACAACCCGCAUUUGAACUUGCAGGCGAGCUGCCCCGAGCCUUUCUGGGGAAGAACUGAAGGCGCGCGGGCGCAGCAGCCGCGGGUUAUUGGGUGCUGGGGACAGACGCUGGGACAGGGAUCUGCGGCAAGCAGCGCAUCCUCCCUCACCUCCAGCUCUGUCCCGCACUCGCCUCAUCUUUCCCCAGGCCACCGCGCUUCCUAUGUGAUCUGCCGGGGCAACGCGGAGCCCAUCUUCACAGCUCAGCAGUGAAUUUUCUCCCCCAAACUGCAGUACGCCGCCUUUCAAGGGCAAGAUGUUGAUAAAUAUGAAAAGCAUCUUAUGGAUAUGCUCAACCUUAUUAGUAACCCAUGCACUGCAAAAAGGGAAAAUGGAAAAAAGCCCACCUGUUAAAGGCUCUCUGUCCGGAAAAGUGAGCCUACCUUGUCAUUUUUCUACCAUGCCUACAUUACCACCCAAUUACAACAUGAGUGAACAUCUCAGAAUCAAAUGGUCUAAGAUGGAAGCAGACAAAAAUGGAAAAGACAUAAAGGAGACCACUGUGCUGGUGGCCCAGAAUGGGAACAUCAAGAUCGGGCAGGACUACAAAGGGCGAGUGUCAGUGCUUACACAUCCUGAGGACGUGGGUGAUGCCUCCCUCACCAUGGUUAAACUCCGUGCUAGUGAUGCAGGUGUCUACCGCUGUGACGUCAUGUAUGGGAUCGAAGACACUCAGGACACCAUGUCACUGGCUGUGGAUGGAGUUGUAUUUCACUACAGGGCAGCGACCAGUAGAUAUACUCUGAACUUUGCAGCUGCGCAACAGGCUUGUUUGGACAUUGGAGCAGUCAUAGCAACCCCAGAGCAGCUCUUUGCCGCCUAUGAAGAUGGAUUUGAGCAGUGUGAUGCAGGAUGGCUGUCUGAUCAAACUGUUAGAUACCCCAUAAGGGCCCCCAGAGAAGGCUGUUAUGGAGACAUGAUGGGGAAGGAAGGGGUCAGGACCUAUGGAUUCCGCUCUCCCCACGAAACCUAUGACGUGUAUUGUUAUGUGGACCAUCUGGAUGGCGAUGUGUUUCACAUCACUGCUCCCAAUAAGUUCACCUUUGAGGAGGCAGAAGAAGAGUGUGAAAACCAGGAUGCCAGACUGGCGACAGUUGGGGAACUUCAUGCAGCUUGGCGGAACGGCUUUGACCAAUGCGAUUACGGGUGGCUGUCAGAUGCCAGUGUGCGGCACCCCGUGACUGUGGCCAGGGCCCAGUGUGGAGGUGGUCUACUUGGGGUGAGAACCCUGUAUCGUUUUGAGAACCAGACAUGCUUCCCUAGUCCUGAUAGCAGAUUUGAUGCCUACUGCUUUAAACCUAAACAGAAUAUAUCAGAGGCAACCACCAUCGAAAUGAAUAUCCUCGCAGAAACUGCAUCACUCAGUUUAUCCAAAGAACCAUACAUGGUACCUGACAGAGCUACACCAAUCAUUCCUUUAGUCACCGAAUUACCUAUCAUUACCACACACUUCCCUCCUGCAGGAAAUAUUGCCAAUUUUGAACAGAAAUCUGUAGUCCAGUUUCAGGCUAUCACAGACAAAUUAGACAAUGAACCACCCACACCUGCUGGGAGUACCAAGAACCACUUGCAUUUGAAUGACUACCUACCUUCUGUGUCUGCACCACUGGAAAAGCCAGAUAUAUCUGAAAUUAAGGAGGAAGGACUCCAAAGUACAACUGUCAUCUCCCAACAUGGUACUGACUCAAAGGAUGGAAUCACAGAGGAUGUGCAGACACAUGAAUCUGUUACACAGAUUGAAGAAAUAGAAGUGGCCCCCUUAGUAACAUCCACAGAAAUCACAAAGCACAUUUCUUCCAAGGAAUUGGCAGAAACUGGAACAACACUGGAACCCACAAAAGUGAUCCUGGAACAAAAACCUGAAAAGCCGACUGUAAGCACCAGUCCUGAAUUGGCAACCACAAGUCCCUAUGGGUUCACCAUGAGAGAAGAGAAGAGUGAAGACAGAACACUGACAGUUAGAUCUGAUCAGAGCACCCAGGUCUUUAGCCAAAUACCUGAAGUCAUCACAGUAUCAAAGACAUCAGAAGACACUACCUUCUCCCAGCCAGGGGACUUAGAGUCCAUUUCAACAUCAACAAUUGUUUUUCCUAUAACUAUGCUUGAUGUUGACGAAUCACUCAUAGAUAAAGAGAAAGAACAAAAAACUAAUGGUAAAAUGACUGAAGAACCUUUUGUUCAAUCACAGCCUACAACUCUCUUUCCAUCACAGCAUCUUACAGAAGUAGAAUUGUCUCCCUAUUCUGGUGACAUGAUAUCAGUGGAGGGAAUAUCCACAGUUAUUUAUCCCUCAUUACAAACAGAAGUAUCACAAGGAGGUAAAAGAACAGAAACACCAAGACCAGAGUUGAAAAAAGAUAUUCACACAGCUGAUGAGAAACAAGAAAAGACCACCCAAGAUCCAGUUAUAGGUAUAACAGAGGAAGCCUUCUCUGAAAUGAAGCUCUCGCCAUCUUCCUCGGGACAAAUUCGUUUUACAGAGUCUACAGUAGAAGACUCUGUUUCCCCAGCAUUGAAAACUGAGAAGUCAAGUGUGAAGCCAACAGAAGCAAGUGAUAUAGAAGAAAUGACAACUCUUACUAGAUCUGAAACAGAUAUUACAAAGUAUUACAAAGAUGUGACAACAGCUCAUUUGACCCAGAGUACUUUCAAUUUGGAAGUGGUCACUGUAUCAAAAUGGUCAUUGGAUGAAGAUAAUUCAACUUCAAAGCUUUUAGCCUCAACAGAACUUGUUGGCUCUACAAAAUUGCCCCCUGUCUUACUUAACACUGUAGGAAAAAAUGGAAAGGAUAAAGAAACCUCGAGUUUCCCAUAUGUAGGAGACCAAUAUACUCUUUCCCCAGAUAGUGCACAAAAACCAUUAGAAAAGGUGUCUGAGGAAGACUUAACAUUGGGGGAAUUUACAGUUACAUUUCAGCCAGCUAUGUCAGUUGGCAGUUCAGAAAAGUCAACUUUGAGAGAGUUUGUAACUGAAGACAGAGUUCUGCCCACCGCAAGCACAGAAGACCAAGACACUAAUGCAGUUGUGGAAGGAAGUGCUUUGGGCGAAGAUAUAGAUGCCUCCAAACCACUGUUUACUGUCCCCCCAUUUGCACACACCUCUGAUGUGGAAGGAUUGGCAUUUGUUAAUUAUAGUAGCACCCAGGAGCCCACUACUUAUGAAGACAUAUCCCACACUAGUCCUCUUUCUGUAAUUCCCAAGACAGAAUGGAGUGUGUUGGAAUCUUCUGUUCCACUGGAAUAUGAGGUUCUAGGCAAAUCUGAUCAAGAUCUCAUUAAACAGACUCACCUAGAAGCAACCACAUCUCCUGAAGCUUUGAGAACAACAGGACUCACACAGGGAGAAAUCCAGGAAGAACCACAAACCACAGGGAGCUCAUUUUCUGUUCUCAGUUCUACUGAAUUAAUGACCAAUGAGACAACAGCAUUCAGAGAAGAGGGGGAGGGAUCAACAUAUAUGAUCUCUGAAGACAGAUGGGUGCCAGGUUUUGAGAGAGUUCCAGCUUUAGAAACAACUCCAGUUGAAACAACUGCCCAUGGUACAUCUUAUCCACCUGGUACAGUAACACAGCACAAAGUGGAAAUGGGGACAAUGGUAACACUAACAUCAACCGUUAAGCCAAAGGCAGUUUUAAGUACAGAGGCAGAAUUAACAUCUGAAGGAGAAGGUAGUAGUCUAACAGAAUUUGCAUCAACUUUGAGGCCCUUCAGGACUCAAGUCACACAGCUUAUGGAAGAAACUACUGAGGAACAAAAGAAACCAUCCCUAGACUAUAUAGAUUUAGGCUCGGGAUUAUUUGAAAAACCCAGAGCCACGAAACUCCCAGAAUUUCCAGUUGUUCCAAGUGACGUCAGUGCCUUCACAUUCAUAGACAGCCUUCACAGAACUCCACCAUUCAAGCCCUCUUCGCCCUUCACCAAAGAACCACCUGUCAUUGAGGAGGAGCCCCGUGAGAAAACGACAGGGGACAUUAUGCUUCAUAAAGAGUCUGUAACACAGCACCCUCCCACAGCUUUCACUGAUAUCAUAGCUAAGGAAACGGAAACGGAUGUUGAUCAAGAGUAUCACAUGACUUCAAGGCCUCCUGUAACACAGCCAACAAGACCAUCCACUGUGGAAAGAAAAACGACCUCCAAACCUCAGCCAUUGUCUACUUCAGCACCCCAAGCAGGGACAAAAUCCCGCCAUGACAUAAAUGUUUAUAUUAUUGAGGUCAGAGAAAACAAGACAGGUCGAAUGAGUGAUAUGGUUGUGAAUGGUCAUCCAAUAGAUUCAGAUCCUAAAGAAGAUGAACCAUGCAGUGAAGAAACAGAUCCACUGCAUGAUCUGUUUGCUGAAAUUUUACCCGAAUUACCAGAUUCCUUUGAAAUAGACAUAUAUCACACUGAGGAAGAUGAAGAAGGAGAUGAGGAUUGCGCAAAUUCAACUGAUGUCACAACGACUCCCUCGGUACAGUACAUCAAUGGGAAGCAUCUUGUCACCACAGUGCCCAAGGACAUGGAAGCUGCAGAAGCUAGGCGUGGCCAAUAUGAAAGUGUUGCACCUUCUCAUAAUUUCUCAGACAGUUCUGCAGGUGACACCCACCAGUUUAUAAUAGCGGAAAUGGAAUUAUCAACUUCCAUGCAAUUUAACAAAUCUAAAGAAGCCACCGAAUUGAUAGAAAUCACAUGGAAACCUGAGACUUACCCUGAAACACCAGAACAGUUUUCAAGUGGUGAGCCUGAUAUUUUACCUACAAUCUCAUCCCAUGAGGGUAAAACUAUUAAAUUGGCUGAGUCCAUUACAGAGAGCAGUCCAAUCCUUGAAAUUCCAGAGCAUCAACAGCCUAAGCCUAUACUUCUGUCUCUUGAUGAGUAUUCAGGAGAGGGUGCCAUUGAACAAGUAUCCCAAAAAACAGUCUUCUCUGGGACUACAGAAGUAACUUUAAGCAAAGAGGAGGAACAAAGUCCUACCAUAUCUACCUCUAAUAUACUUUCAAGUUCUGUGUCAGUGAGUGUUUUGGAAGAAGAACCAAUUACCCUAACAGGAACCCCACAGACUGAUGACUCCUUGUCUACUGUGGAAAACUGGGUAGAGACAAUGCCUAGACAAACUGUAGAGUUCUCAGGGAGUUUUUCAGCCCCUAUUACUGAAGGAUCUGGGGAAGUGGAAGAAUAUAACAAUAAAAUCUUCACUAUGGCAACUGAUUUACCACAGGGAAAUCCUACAGAUAAAUUCAUCCCUUUGGAUAUGAGCAAAAUAAUGACCACGGACAGCCAUUUAUAUAGUCCCAAAACCACCAUUCCUUUGCAUUCAGAGCUACCUUCUCCAGAUGGAAGUACUACACAAUUUGUAAUUCAAACAGAUGCUUCUGAGUGGGUUUCUAGUAUAUCUUUUGAAGGAAGGAAAAGGGAAGAAGAUAAAGAGAAAACUACAAAUGCAGCUCCCAUCAUUGAAGUACAAUCGCCAGCACAAAUGUCAGAUCACAUAAUUUUACCUCCAGAAUUAGAAAGCUCAAGUGUAGCUGCAUCUAGUGAUUUAGCUACCUGGGAAAGUUUUAUGGCAGAGACAACAUCCACAGGGUCUGAAAAGGAAAUAGCAAAUUCCACUCUUUCUUCUAGAGAAACAAAUGAUUUGAUCAAUUUGGAGGCACAGUCCAUUAAGCACAGUAGUAGCAGUCAGCUCCAGGUCCAGGAAGUGCUGUCCACUCUCUCAGAAUGGCCCCAAUCUCUUUCUGUGGAACAGAGCUCAGGAGAUGCUGAAGCUGAUCCAGAAUCCGCGACUGCUUCAUUUUCAUUAACUUUGGAGUCUGAAACCCCAGUCAAAAAAGAAUUACCUAGUGCUCUGCCUCCCAGUGUGGAAACUUCAUUCCGCUCAGAGGCAACAGGAUUCUCUCUGAGUACUGUAUUGGACAAAGGAGUUGCUGAAGUUGUGAACCAGGUAUCUAAGGAAACAUGGACUUCAGAAGUAUCAGGAAAGCCAACACCCCAGGCAGAAGUAAGGGAUUUUUCUACAGGUUUUCCUUUGGCAGAAGAUUUCAGUGGUGACUUUAGUGAAUUUUCAACAGUGUCUUAUCCAAUGAUGAAAGAGGAGAGAGUGGGUAUGGGAGAUUCUGAGAACAAACAAGUUGGGGAUACGCAGACUUCAAUAACUAUACCACCUACCUCAGACAUUAACUUGGUGCCUGCCUCAAAUGGACUCAGCAGUACCAUGGCCAGCACCUCAGCCUUCCCCUUGGAAGAGUUCAUGGCCUCAGCUGAGGGUUCAGGAGAGCAAAUGGCCUCGGUCAGAAGCUCUGUUGGCUCAGCCCAUCCCUUUGUUGUGGCAGAAGCAGAUGCAAGACCCACAGCAGACACUGGAAAUAAUACAGAACUGACAGAAAAUGGGGACAUAAAGGUAAAUGGCACAAUUUCAGUGGAAUUUCCCCAAACAUUGGAGCCAGCCAAAUUAUGGUCUAAACAGGAGGUCAAUACUGCAAAACAAGCAACUGAAAGUGAAAUAGCAUCCAAGGAAAAAGCGCAAGAACAAAAGACGUUUGAAUCUCUCCAGAGUUCUCUUGCACCCGAACAAAUAAUGUUGGAAUCCCAAACACUUACUGAAGAUAAACCCCAAACUUCAGAUUAUUCUAUGCUAACAACAAUAAAAACAUACAACACUAAUAAGGAAAUGGAGGAGGAAAACAUGGCCAUACCUCAUAGGCCUACUCUCGAUCCAGAGAUAAAAGGCUCAGAACCAUAUGUUAUUCAUCCUGAAACAACCGGGAAACCACAUUCUUUCAUAGGUACUGCUUUAGUGACUGAAUCUGUGCUAGCUACAAGUGUAGUCAUGGAUACAUCAACUCAAGAGGAAGAAAGUACACAACCCUUCGAAAAGGAUAUGAAACAAACAUUUAAAGAGUCAAGCACUGAUCUCUCAUUCUCUGGACUGGGAUCAGGGGAUGCCUUGCCUCCUCUAACUACAACAUCAGUGAGUUUGACUGAAAUAGAGCACAUCAUUAGCACAUUGUAUCCUGAGACAUCUCACACGGAAGAUGAUGAAAGAAUAGAAAAUGGGUCAGAUGAAGUUAGAACACUUAUUUCCAAAACAGACAACAUCUCUCAAGAUAAUAAGGAGACACCCAACACAACUUUGAGUGGUGCUGAAAGAGAAGGACCUACUACUUCCCCUCGCCGUUUCACCAAGCACAUGGAUAUGGGGCAUUCUCCAAGUCAGACCUUCAUAUGGGAAGAAGAAAUCCAGACGCAUAGACCACAAACUAUGACUGAACAGAUCUCUAGUGAGAAUUCUUCAUUAGCAGAGACUGGAGCAGCAGCAACCACUUCCACUGUUUUCCUGGAUCAAACUUACAGUAUCAAAAUGACCAAAGCAUUUGUUGCAUCAACAUCGAAACAACCUGAUUUCUUUUAUUCACAUUCCGGAGAAGGAUCUGGAGAAAUGGACGCUCUUGAUUUAAUGUACACCUCUGGACCUACUCAGGCAACUGAUCAAAGAGACAGCACAAUUGCUUCUGAUGGAUUUCUGGGAAAGCAUCCAAUGGUAUCAAGAAAUGAGGCUCGAGCUACUGAUGGACCAACAGCUUCAGCAAUGUUACCGCAUCACUUAGAAUACAAUGAAAAUUCCCUGUAUCCAACUAGCACAUCGCCAAGCACAGUGCUGUAUGAGAGUCCCACAGAAGGUAUUGCAGAUAGUUUUCAAGACCACAUCAGAUUUGAAGGUUCUACCUUGAAGCCUAACAGGAAAAAAACCACUGAAAACAUUAUUAUAGAUCUAGACAAAGAGGAUAGUAAGGAUUUAGGAUUGACAAUUACUGAGAGUGCUGUUGUUGAAAUUCUACCUGAGCUGACAUCAGAUAAAAACAUUAUUAUAGACAUUGAUCACACUAAACCUGUAUAUGAGUACAUCCCUGGAAUACAGACGGACUUAGAUCCAGAUAUACCGUUGGGAUCACAUGGCAGUAAUGAAGAAAGCCUUCAAGUUCAAGAGAAGUACGAGGCAGCUGUUAACCAUUCUACAACUGGGGAAACAAGUGAGGGCUCUGGCGAUGCACUUUUUGCUGGCUACACUCAAACAAUGUACUCUGAGUCUGUAAGUUCUGAGGAUGGAAGGCAGGCAGAGCAUGCAAGCUUUAACUUUGUAACUGGAAUCCCAGUUCCUAGCAUGGAAACAGAAUUAGAUACUUUGUUUCCCACAAUGUCAACCCUGCACACUCCUAGUAAGCUACCCACAGUUAGUCCAGAAGUUAGAAAACCCAAAAUUGAAGCAGUAUCUCUGGAUGAUAUAUUUGAAUCAAGCACCUUGUCUGACGGUCAAGCUAUUGCAGACCAAAGUGAAGUAAUAUCAACACUGGGCCAUAUGGAAAGGACGCAGGAAGAAUAUGAAGAAAAGAAACACGGAGGUCCUUCUUUCCCACCAGAGUUCUUUUCAGGAGCGGGGGAGCCAUUGACAGGUCCCCCUGCAUAUGUAAGUAUUGGUAGUACCCACCUCAUGGCUCAGCAUUUAACAGAAACCCCUGAUGUGACAGAAGCAUCUGACUCCACACAUUACACUGAAGCAACAUCUGCAGUUUUCUCUCUGGCAGAGUUGUCUUCCCAGACACCACCUUCUCUCUUCCCUGUCUACAUAGACAGUGGAGUCUCUGAGUACCCAGAGGUUCCCCACACAAGUGAGCAGCCAGGUCCUAGUGCUGCCUCAUCACAGAGACCUGGAGAUGGUUCUUUUAAGGAAGCCCUUGCUAAUAUUGACACUACCAUUGAGCCAUCUGGUGAAGAGGAUGUCCACAGAACUGAAACUCCAGUGUUGCCUCCUGACUCUACAUUAGCUAUUUCAGAAGAUGAAAAUAACCAUAAAUUGUUAGAAGAACUAGAAACUUCUCCCACAGAACAUAUUGUUGAAGAGGAAACUGAGACAUUCCGAGAUUCCCCAAAGAAAGCCAAUGACCAAAUUGUAGGAGAAACAAUUGGAAUGUCCCCCAGUGUCAAAACACCAGAAAGUGGACCCCUCAUCAUAGCUGCAGAUGACAUUGAGUUAGUAGGUGUCACCCAUCAGCCACAUUCUGCUUCUGCUUCUGUGGCUUUCAGGGUUGAGACAGGUGUGGUUCCUCAGCCCAUCCCACAGAAGCCCAAGGAGCCUACCUUUCCUUCUUUGGAAAUUAACCAUGAAACAUACACAGCUUCAACUGGAGAAGACUCCAUAAAAGCAGCAUCUGAAAAACAAGUGUCAAAAAGAAUUCUUGAUCACAGUAAUCAGGCAACAGUCGGCACUCUGGAGCUAAGUACUGAGCAUCCAAUACCACCAUUUCUCACUCUGGACAAUUCUAAUGAAACUGCUUUCCUGGUUGGCAUUAAUGAAGAGUCCGUGGAAGGCACAGCAGUUUAUCUACCAGGACCUGAUCACUGCAAAACAAACCCAUGCCUCAAUGGAGGCACCUGUUAUCCUACAGAGACAUCCUAUGUGUGCACCUGUGUUCCUGGAUUCAGUGGAGACCAGUGUGAACUUGAUUUUGAUGAAUGUCAUUCUAACCCUUGUCGAAAUGGAGCCACGUGUGUGGAUGGUUUUAAUACAUUUAGGUGCCUCUGCCUUCCAAGUUACAUUGGUGCACUCUGUGAACAAGACACUGAGACUUGUGACUAUGGCUGGCACAAAUUCCAAGGACAGUGCUACAAGUACUUUGCUCACCGCCGCACAUGGGAUGCUGCUGAAAGGGAGUGUCGUCUGCAGGGUGCCCACCUCACAAGCAUCCUGUCUCACGAGGAACAAAUGUUUGUGAAUCGUGUGGGUCAUGAUUACCAGUGGAUAGGUCUCAAUGACAAGAUGUUUGAGCACGACUUCCGUUGGACUGAUGGCAGUGCACUGCAAUAUGAGAACUGGAGACCCAACCAGCCAGACAGCUUCUUUUCUUCGGGAGAAGACUGUGUUGUGAUCAUUUGGCAUGAGAACGGCCAGUGGAAUGAUGUUCCCUGCAAUUACCAUCUCACUUACACUUGCAAGAAGGGAACAGUUGCUUGCGGCCAGCCCCCUGUUGUAGAAAAUGCCAAGACCUUUGGAAAGAUGAAACCACGUUAUGAAAUCAACUCCUUGAUUAGAUAUCACUGCAAAGAUGGUUUCAUUCAGCGUCACCUUCCAACUAUCCGGUGUCUAGGAAAUGGGAGAUGGGCUAUGCCUAAAAUAACCUGCAUGAACCCAUCUGCAUACCAAAGGACUUAUUCUAAGAAAUACUUUAAAAAUUCCUCAUCAGCAAAGGACAAUUCCAUAAACACGUCAAAGCAUGAGCAUCACUGGAGCCAGAGGCUGCCGGAGUCGAGGCGCUGAUCCGUAAAAUGGCGACCAUUUGCUUCAUCAUUCAGCCAAAGUCCUGACCUUUCCGUGCCUUUCCUAGCACCUCAACAAGUAUUAGCAGUUGGUUUGGAUUUGGGGACUGCCGUCUGGUCAUUUGGGGUUGCUGUGCUCUUAAAAUCUUUUCAAUGAAACAUGGAAUUCAAAGUGAAUAAAAUGAAAGAAAAUGAGGGAAGAAAGUAUCCAUUUCCAGCCUACCUAAUUUCUUUAGUUUCCCGUCUGCCUCCAGUGCAGACUGUUGCUGUAUGCCAGCCUACUGUACUAUUUAAAAAAGAAAAGAAAAUGUAAGUUCAGCACCGAUGGCCAUGUAAAUAAGAUGAUUUAAUGUUGAUUUUAAUCCUGUAUAUAAAAUAAAAUGUCACACCGAGUUCGGGCAUAUUUAAUGAUGAUUAUGGAGCUUUCUAGGUCUUUAAUCAUUAGUUUGGCUGCUUCGCUAUAGCUUGUUUAGGCUGGAAAUGGUUUUGUCUGCCCAUUGACUGUCAUCUAGUUUGAAGACGGCUUUCCUGAACAACCAGCAAACACAGUCUUGGAGGCCUCUGUCUCCAUGGCAGCUCAGGCGCUGUGCUUGCCCGAGCUGAUACCCGGCGAAUGAGAGACUGACGAAACUUGGAGCUGCAGGGUGUGGCCCUGCUUUGCCACGUUCCUUUUUCUUCACUUAUGAGAAGGGCUCGAAUGGAGGACUUUUCUAUGACCUGGAACAUUUUUAGGGGUCAAAGUGCUAAUUAUUAACUUAACCAGGAUUCCUCUGUAAUGGCUUUCUUAACACUAAUGCUGGUAUGGCAAUGGAUCAAGGCAUUUGGAAUGGAUGUAGACAAAGGGUAUACGCCUUGUUGUGGAGGGUGGGGGUUCUUAAAACAAAACACUCAUGCAAAAAAGAAAACAAAUACCCUCCAUCUUGUACAUAUAACCAUUUUAAUCCUUUAUAAAUUUUUUGAAUGUUCAUGUAUGAAUGCUGCAGCUAUGAAGCACACCUAAAUAAAUGAAGUAAGCCAUACGGAUUUAAUUUAUUGGAUGUUAUUUUCCCCCAAGACCUGAAAUCAAUAUAGUACACUAGUAAUUUUUCAAUGUUAGCUUUUAUACUUCCUUCAUAGUUUGAAACCUUCUAAUAUAGGCACCCUGUUCCUGAUUCAAUAAUGUGAUGAAUAGAAUGCUUCAAGUGUUUAUUACAGAGAAUGGAAAAGCUUUUAGCUUUCAGUAAGUGGGAUCUGCCCAUUCCAAACAAGAGUGUAAGUGUAGAAAUAGUGUGGACAUUUCUUCCAGCUAGGUGAAGUGCAUAUGCAUUGAAGUUUUUGCCUCUCUCUCCACACCCCAUUUCCCUCUUGCAUUUGAAUAGUGGUCACUAAAGAUGACAUUGAAUCUUUACCCAGAUAUUAUAAGGUUCAAAGAUAAAACCACUAAUGGAAAGAAGGCAUUUAAGGCUUUUUCACUCUUUCACAAAGUUCAACUUUAAGAAAAAUUACCAAUAAAAAGUAAACAGAAACCAAACUUUAAAAUUAUACAAUGUAUACAAUGUAUACAGUGAACCAUCAUAGGGUGUCCCAUUAAUAUGGACAAAUUUUGUUUUACACAUGAGGUCAGAGUCAAUGUUCAAAGACAACAAGAAUAGAAAAAGAGAAGACUGGGCUGUCCCUGUGGCGAUUGUUUCUCAUGAAACUGCUUUUGGCAUAGAAGGAAUGACUGCUCAAAAGCAAACAUAGUGGCUUAGGAAGAUCCUGGGUCUUUGCAGUAAGUGUAGCCCAUCUUUCUGUGUUCUAAAGCACAGCAAAUCACGGUGUUGACUUAUUAAAACUUUCUCCUUUUUCAUUAAAAAGCACAUAAUCCUUCCCUGUAUUUAUAUUAUAACAUGUAUAGUGUAAAAUGUGAAUGACUUUUUUGUGAAUGAAAAUCUAAAAUCUUUGUAACUUUUUAUAUCUGCUUUUGUUUCACCAAAGAAACCUAAAAAUCCUUCUUUUA